Molecule: messenger RNA, 1047 nt
Organism: Trifolium pratense (red clover)
Lineage: Eukaryota; Viridiplantae; Streptophyta; Magnoliopsida; Fabales; Fabaceae
Product: coiled-coil domain-containing protein 115-like
Exons: 7
Coding region: 214-792 (192 amino acids)
Biological process (GO): vacuolar proton-transporting V-type ATPase complex assembly
Cellular component (GO): extrinsic component of endoplasmic reticulum membrane
Source: RefSeq, a predicted model, not a curated record
UCAAUUUAGUCACUAAACACCUUAAAAAAAAUAAAAUUGGGAUUUAGGGUUUAUGGGAAAAAUGCAAUAAUGAGUGAAUUGAGUUGAGUUAGUUACCUAGAGCGAUUCUUCUUCUUCUUCUUGAUCGUUGUUUUUGUCUUCCCGUGGUUCUGUUUUCUGAACAGUUGGAUUCUUCGAUUAUCUCUUGGAUCGGUGCCUCACACUCUCAUUUGAAUGGAAGAAGAUAGAAGAAAAGAUGAUGAAGACAACAAACUCGCUUUGCAAUUUAUGGAUUCACUUCAUAACUAUCUAUCCCUAACUCAUUCUUUAUCCUCCACACUUCGACAGGGAUGGCUAGAGCUAGCAAGUGCUAAGCAUUCUAUGGGUACUUCGCGCGUUAAUACUUCUGUAUUGGACCUUAAAUCCCAUUCAGCUUCUACAACAUUGAAGAUAACCGAAAAUGAUGAUGGUACACAACCGCAAUUCACGUUGCAGAAAUGGGUGUCCUCUGAACAUGAAAGUACUAAGUUGGAAGACAAGAAUGAGCAUGCACAAGAUAGUGAUACGAAAUCGUCCGCUACUGAGGCAACCCUUACUAAGAACUUAACUGGACUUGCAGAUAAUGACGAAGUUCGAAAGGAGCGAGACAAGUCCUUGUCGGUUUUUGGAGUUUUGAUUUCGCCAAAGCUUCGGGCCACCCAGCUGUCAUUCGAGAAAGCACUAGAGACACUCAUUGAUAUAGCAAAUAUGCGAUCAUCAGUGUUAAACUCUUUUAACCAACUUCAUAAAGAGGUGGAAGAUACCAAAGAAUGAAAAAGUGGCAACUCCUUCAGGCUGCCGGAUUAGCAUCACACGUGGACAAUCCGAUUACACUAUUGGCCAUUGGGGAAUUAACAUUGCAAGAUGCUAGCGUUCAUUUUAUUGAUUUAUCAGAAGACUAAUUGAAAAGUUCCUCAUAGUGUUUAUUUCAAUUUUUACCUUUAGAGUUUGUGUUAGAAUCUACAUUGGCUGUGAACAGUUUUUUUGUAGCACACCAUACCACAUCAAGAUGAAACAAGUUUGAAAUAA